Tetrahymena thermophila SB210 is the source of this 2223-nucleotide messenger RNA. RefSeq names its product kinase domain protein. Gene Ontology annotation, cellular component: nucleus; cytosol; perinuclear region of cytoplasm. Gene Ontology annotation, biological process: protein phosphorylation; nucleocytoplasmic transport; activation of GTPase activity. NCBI's taxonomy places the organism in Eukaryota, Ciliophora, Oligohymenophorea, Hymenostomatida, Tetrahymenidae. Gene Ontology annotation, molecular function: ATP binding; protein kinase activity; GTPase activator activity. The transcript is spliced from 17 exons. The record is from RefSeq and is a predicted model, not a curated record.
AUGGGAAACAAAAAUUAAUUUAGUAGCAAAAAGAAAUUAUAAAACUUAGAGGAAGACAUUCUUAAGGAUUUCUUAAAGAAAAAUAAGUAUGAAUAUGUAUAUGAUAUAGAAAAAAAAUAAUCCUCCUAAGUGGUUUUAGCAUUUUAAAUAAAAAAAAAAUGCUAUCAUGCAAUAAAGAUUUAUAUAAAAUCAGAUCUAGCAUCUCUUGAAAAAUUUGGGAAACAAAUAAAGAUAUUCAAAUAAUUUAAGAAUGAAAAAUAUAUCUUAUAGUUGAUUAAAUCUUUUAAAGAUGACUCAAAUGGACUAGUAGCCCUAGCUAUGGAGUUUUGUGAUGGUAACUUGACUGAUGUUUUAAGUUAAAACGAUUUAGAUAUCUUAUAGAUCUAAGCGAUGACAUAUCAAAUACUAUAAGGUUUACUUAAAAUCUAUAAAUAAGGAAAUAUCCAUGGAAAUAUUAAACCUAGCAACAUCCUAUACAGCAAAUUUAAGAAUCAAUUUUUGAUAGCAGAUUUAGGAUUAUCUAAGAAUGAUGAAGAACUUAAUAUUUAACAAAGUGUAAAUAAUAUUUAUUAAACAUACGAUUAUAACAUGCCUAUUAAAGAAGUAGCUGGCUCAGAAGAAUCAAACUCAAUAAAAGUAAGCUUGCAGAUUUAUCUUGUUAAUAUAAGAAAUAUAAUUAAUUUAACUUAAUAAAAGGGAGAUGUUUUUUCUUUAGGGCUAUUAUUAAUUGAAGUUUUUCUCAAAAGACCUCUUACUCAAUAAGAAUAAAUAGAUUUGAAUGUAAAAAAUAUAUUCUCUGUCCUUCCUACUCUAAAAAACUCUAGACAUAUUAAAUUUAUCUAAAAAAUAAUUUCCCCAAUGGUAGAUCCAUGCAGAUAAACUAAAAUUGAACCAACCUUAUUACUAUAAAAUUUGAAAGAAUUUUAUAUAAAUGAAGAGUGCUUAAAAUAAAUCAAAUUAUUAUAAAAUCACAGAAAGUUUCACACAAAUUAUAUUGAUGAUAUUUUAAAAGGAAUUCACUACGAAAUUCUUUCGAUCAAUCUUGUUUGGAAUGAUUUUGUAUCAGAUGGUCCUAAAUAAAUUGCAUUAAACUUAGAAAAAUGUCAUAAUAUUAGUUAAUUGACAUUAAAUCUUUCUUAUAACUCUAUUAAUGAAGAAGGAGCCAAAUAUAUUUGUACUGGUAUUUCAAAGUGUUAAAAUAUUACAUCCUUGAACCUUAAUUUAUUUAAGAAUAAGAUUUGUGCAAAAGCAGCAAAGCAUAUUGGUACUAUUUUAGAAAAAUGUCAACAAAUUACACAAUUAGAAAUUAAUCUGGGCCUCAAUAAAAUUUGUGCAGAUGGAGCUUAAUCAAUUCUAAUUUAUUUAGAAAGAUGUCGAAACAUUUCUACUUUGAAUCUGAAUUUUAAUGACAAUAACCUUAAUAAAGAAGGAUCGAUAAUCAUAGGAAAAAGCUUCUAAAGAUUGUAAAAUAUAGUAUUUUUAAGCUUAAAUCUAAGCAACAACAAUAUCAAAGCAGAAGGAGCAAAAAAAAUUCUAAAUAGCUUGCAAAAAUGCUAAAAUCUAGAAAUUUUAAAUCUCUAAUUGAGUAAUAAUAGCAUCUAAGAGGAUGGAGAAGAAACUAUUUUGGAAACAAACACAAAUGUAGAAACAAAACUCAAAAAUUUGAACAUUGAUUUUUCAAAUAACGAAAUUGGCAUUAGAAUGGCAAACAAUAUAGGUAUUAAUUUACAAAUGUAUCAAAACUUAUCUUAUUUGAGUCUCAACCUCGAGUAAAAUUAACUCAAUGAAGAAUCAGUUAAAAAUAUUUCAAAUGGAAUCGCAAAAUGCUAAAAGAUAACUAAUUUAAAUCUUAGCUUAACUUAGAAUUCUCUUCUUGCAGAUGGAGCUAGGAUUAUAGGAGAAAGCGUUGAAAAGCUCCAUAAAAUUUCUAGUUUAAAUCUCAAUCUUUUUAAGAUAGAUGUUAUAGAAGAAGGAACAAGAUAUAUAGGAAAUAGUUUGAAAAAGUGUAAGAACAUUUCAUAUUUAAAUCUUGAUUUUGCCCAAACUGAAAUGGAUUUAGAAGGCUUAAAAAAUAUUGGAAAAAACUUAUAAAAUUGUCAAAAAAUAUAUUUUUUGAAAAUGAAUCUAAAGGAAUGCUUUUACUUCCAAAAAUAAUCAAACCUAAAAUAACAUUUAAAGAAAAUGAAAAGAUUGGUAGAAAUGUAAAUAGAUCACAUUUAAUGA